Messenger RNA from Tetrahymena thermophila SB210, 468 nucleotides. Its product is annotated as serine/threonine protein phosphatase 4 regulatory subunit, putative. Gene Ontology annotation, cellular component: nucleus; cytoplasm; protein phosphatase 4 complex. NCBI's taxonomy places the organism in Eukaryota, Ciliophora, Oligohymenophorea, Hymenostomatida, Tetrahymenidae. Gene Ontology annotation, biological process: protein dephosphorylation. The transcript has 3 exons. The record is from RefSeq and is a predicted model, not a curated record. Gene Ontology annotation, molecular function: protein phosphatase regulator activity.
AUGGAAAUCUCUCGUGAAAAAUUAAAUGAAAAGCUAGCUUCUUUUGAUAAAUUAGUAGAAGUAGAAAUAAAUUUGAUUACUUCUGGUGAGAAGGUUACAAAACCUACAUAAUAAACACCAGAAUAUUUAAGUUUAAGGUAAGAAUUAGAAAAAGUAGUUGAAGAUAUAUCUAAAACAGGUGAACCCUCCCCUUAUGAUUGGAAGUGUCUUAGAAGUUUUAUUAUUGUAAUGGCCAGAGAUGUUUUGAAUUAAAUGUAUAGCGCUUUCCCAGAUAUGAAAUCAAACUAAGGCGAAUCAUUUGAAGAAGAAUUAGAUGUUAUCUUGCAAUUUAUUUCUGGUUUUGAAUCAAAACCACCUUUCACACUACAAAGAAUAUGUGAACUACUUAUAAAUCCUAAGAAGAAUUACAAAAGCUCUAAAAAAAUAUUAUUUGCUUUAGAAAAAUUAGUAAAUGUUACUGCUAAUUGA